Cyprinodon variegatus (sheepshead minnow) is the source of this 4800-nucleotide messenger RNA. RefSeq names its product neuroblast differentiation-associated protein AHNAK-like (gene ahnak). Bases 376 to 4800 code for a protein of 1474 amino acids. The record is from RefSeq and is a predicted model, not a curated record. Gene Ontology annotation, molecular function: protein binding. The transcript is spliced from 8 exons. Gene Ontology annotation, cellular component: costamere; cytoplasm; nucleus. Gene Ontology annotation, biological process: regulation of RNA splicing. Lineage: Eukaryota; Metazoa; Chordata; Actinopteri; Cyprinodontiformes; Cyprinodontidae.
GAGGAGGAAAAAAAACAAAAAACAAAGUAGAGGCUUAAAUCAACUCAGAGAAGGGAGGGAUAGAGGGAGGAGGGGAGAGAAAACGCCCUGGAAGUCUAGCUGGUAAAGAAAUAGGAAAACAGAGACAGACUCCUGACAGACUGCAAACUUGUGGCAGUGUGCAAAGUGCUCUACUUGGGGCGAAGGUGAGAAGACAUGUUUUCAAGGAUGCUCAAGCGGGUGUGAGGCUUCUUUGGCGCAAAGAUUGCGCACAGAAGUAAAAAAAGAAGAAUACAAGAAGCAGACUGAAGCCCUUUGAUUUGCUUGAGCAGUCCAAGGAAAACAGCAUCACUAUUUUUCUCUCACCAGGGCUGGAUUACAGGAAAACAAAUAAAGAUGGCUGACGAAGAUGAUACCAGGGAAGUACUCUUUCAGGAUUGGGAGGGUCCUGAUAAAACUGGCUUGACCAUUGAACACACAAGUGGAGGGGAGCUCUUAGUCAAGGAGGUGAAAGGAGAGUCCCCUGCAGCACGAUCUGGAAAAGUAUAUGAAGGUGAUCAGAUCGUUGGUGCAACUAUCUACUUUGAAAAUAUGAGCUCAGAAGAGACAGCAGAUUUACUGAAAACAUUGAACAAACACAAAGUUGGACUAAAGCUACAAAACAAAGGUGAUAAAUCCCCUUGCUACUCACCAUUGAACACACCAUGUCGUUCUCCAAUGGGAACUCUUACAUGGGAAGGGAAGACACAGUUUGGAGGAUCCAGUCCAGAAGUAAUUCUGAGUGGAGAGGAUGAGGACUACAAGAGGAUAUACACAAAAAAAAUUAAACCGAGGCUGAAAUCUGAAGACCUUGCAGAGGGAGUGGAUGUUCGUACAGAGCGGCAUAGCAGCACCAGCAGUGAUGGCAGUACGAUUACAACCAUCACUCGACGUAUCACUACGUACACAGUGGAAAUGCCAAGUGGUGUAAGUGAGAAACUAGAACUUUCAAGCCCAGACUUCAAAGGACAAAGACAUGAAUCUGGAGAUGGCUCUCCACGUGUCAGAAUCUUGCAUGGAAGCCCUUUAUCAAAAGUGGAGGCAGAAGAGGGUGUUUUUGAACCAUACAGUGUGACCCACACUGGAGCUAAAGGUAUCUCAUCAGAAACACACAGGGGUAGUAGUGGAGAUCAGUCAAAGACAAUUAUAAUGUCAAAGGAUGUCAGAUUUAAAGGACCUAACUUUGGAGUAAUAGGCCAUGAAGGCUCUAAAGUCUUCAGAGAAACUGAAGAAGAUGAAGCUGGAAGCAUAGAUGAGUCAAAAACACAAACUAUAUUAGGUAAAACAUUAGGAACCAAAGUAGAAAUUGCCAAUUCUGAUUUAAAGUCUGGCAAAGAAGAAGUCAGUUUUAAAAGGCCUAAUGUAAAGAUAUCAUCAUUAAACACCACAACCCCUGGUCAAGGCAGCACAGAAGUGUCAAAAGAAAUUGACAUAAAAGGUCCAAAAGUUGACACUGAAGGAAAAAGCAUGUCCCAAAUUACAAUGCCAUCAGUUAACUUAAAAGGUCCAAAGGCUGAUGUCCCAGAUAUUGAUAUCGACUUCAAAAAGGCAGGUAUUAAUGUAAAAGCACCAGAUGUUGACUUUGGAGGACAGGAUGCAAAACUGAAAGGAGCAAAGAUAACCAUGCCGGAUGUUGAUUUCAACUUGAAAGGUACAAAAAUAAUAAGUAACAUGGAUGUUUCAACACCGAAGACAGAAGUAGACAUUAAAACAACAGAAAUUGACAUUAAAGGUCCAGAAAUUGAUACUGAAGGGUCAAAGGGUGAGAUGCCUUCUAUAAAAAUGCCAUCAGUAAACUUAAAAGGUCCAAAAGGUGGUGUUACAGAUAAACUUAACCUAACAGGCCAGAAAGGGAGUGUUGAUGUUAAACUGCCAAACAUAGAAGGAGAUAUAAAGGGUCCAGAUGUAGACAUUGGAGGUCCAAUUGUUGACUUAGAAGGCAAGAAAGGGGGUCCAAAAUUCAAAAUGCCAUCAUUUGGAAUCAAAGGUGCCAAAGUAGAGGGUCAAGAUGUUAAUGUGGACCUUCCUAAUGCAGAUAUUGAUAUGAAAGCACCAGAUGUUGACAUUGAGGGGGCAGACACAAAACUGGAAGGACCCAAAUUUAACAUGCCAAGCCUAUCUGGACCAAACAUAUCCAUUCCAGAUGUUGAUUUAGACUUAAAAGGCCCAAAAUUCAAAGGUGAUUUAGAUGUUUCAACUCCAAAGUUAAAAGGAGAUAUUAAUACACCAGGUAUUGAAAUAAAGGGUCCAGAAGUUGAUAUUGAAAGGUCAAAGGGAGGACUUGAAAUGCCUUCCAUAAAAAUGCCAUCCUUUGAUCUCAAAGGUCCAAAGGGUGAUGCUCCAGAUGUUGACCUGAAACUGAAAGGUCCAAAAGUUGAAGGGGAUGUUGAUAUUAAACUGCCAAAGUUUAAAGGCGAUAUGAAGGCACCAGAUGUGGACAUUGAAGGGCCAGAUUUUGAUAUUGAGGGGCCCAAAGCUGGACUCAAAAUGCCUAAAUUUAAAAUGCCAUCAUUUGGAAUGAAAGGCCCCAAAGUAGAAGGUCCAGAUGUUGAUGUUGAUCUUGACCUUCCCAAGGCAGAUAUUGAUGUGAAAGCACCAGAUGUUGAUGUCAGUGGAGCAGAUUUAAAACUGAAAGGACCCAAAUUCAACAUGCCCAGCAUAUCUGGACCAAAGAUAUCCAUGCCAGAUGUUGAUUUCAACUUGAAAGGCCCAAAACUCAAGGGGGACAUGGAUGUUUCUGUUCCUAAGAUAAAAGGAGACAUAAAAACACCUGAAGUUGACAUUAAAGGUCCAGAAGUUGAUAUUGAAGGGCCAAAGGGAGGAUUUAAAAUGCCUUCUAUGAACAUGCCAUCCUUCAAUCUUAAAGGUCCGAAGGUUGAUCUCCCAGAUGUCGACCUUAAUCUAAAAGGUCCAAAAGUUGAUGUGCCAGACGUUGACCUUAAUCUAAAAGGUCCAAAAGUUGAAGGUGAUGUGGAUAUUAAACUGCCAAAGAUUAAAGGAAAUAUGAAAGGUCCAGAGGUUGAUAUUGAAGGGCCAAAGGGAGGUUUUGAGAUGCCCAAAAUCAAAAUGCCCUCAGUUAAUUUCAAAGGUCCAAAAGUUGAUGUUCCAGACAUCGAUGUUAACCUGAAAGGCUCAAAACUUGAAGGAGGUGGAGAUGCUGAAUUGCCAAAGAUUAAAGGAGAUAUUAAAGGCCCUGAAGUUGAUAUUGAUGGUCCCAAUCUUGAAAUUGAGGGCCACAAAGGUGGGUUCAAAAUGCCUAAGUUUAAGAUGCCAUCAUUUGGAUUCAGAGGAUCAAAAGCUGAAAGCCCUGAUGUUGAUAUAAACCUCCCUAAACCAAGUAUUGAUGUCAAACCUGGUGAUAUUGAACUUAAGGGCAAAGACAUUGCCAUUGAGGGAUCAAAUGCUAAAGUAAAAGGAAAAAAAUUCAAAAUGCCAAAAAUUACAAGUCCAAAGGUAUCUUUACCAGAUAUGGAUGUCAACUUGAAAGGUCCAAAACUCAAAGCAGAUGCCAAUAUUUCAUCUCCAAAAAUUGAAGGUGACAUAAAAUCCCCAGAAGUUGACGUUAAAGGUCAAGAACUUAAAAUUGAAGGACAAAAGGGGGGAUUUGAAAUGCCUAAGUUUAAAAUGCCAUCAGUAAAUUUCAAAGGUCCAAAGGUUGAUAUUCCAGAUGUUGACCUUAAUCUUAAAGGCCCAAAAGUUGAAGGCGAUGUGGAUAUAAAACUGCCAAACAUUGAGGGAGAUAUAAAAGGACCAGAUGUGGACAUUGAAGGUCCAAGUGUUGACAUUGAGGGCCACAAAGGUGGACUUAAAAUGCCUAAAUUUAAAAUGCCAUCAUUCGCAGUGAAAGGCCCCAAAAUAGAAGGACCUGAUAUUGACCUCCCCAAGGUAGAUAUCGAUGUGAAAACACCAGAUGUGGAUAUUGAAGGAGCAGAUGUAAACAUGAAAGGACCCAAAUUCAACAUGCCCAGCAUAUCUGGACCAAAGAUUUCCAUGCCAGAUGUUGAUUUCAACUUGAAAGGCCCAAAACUCAAGGGUGACAUGGACAUUUCUGUUCCUAAGAUAAAAGGAGACGUAAAAACCCCUGAAGUUGACAUUAAAGGUCCAGAAAUUGAUAUUGAAGGGCCAAAGGGAGGAUUUAAAAUGCCUUCUAUUAACAUGCCAUCCUUCAAUCUAAAAGGUCCAUCGGUUGAUGUGCCAGAUGUUGACCUUAAUCUAAAAGGUCCAAAAGUCGAAGGUGAUGUAGAUAUUAAACUUCCAAAGAUAAAAGGCGAUAUCAAAGGACCAGAUGUGGAUAUUGAAGGUCCAAAUAUUGACAUUGAGGGCCACAAAGGGGGAAUCAAAAUGCCUAAGUUCAAAAUGCCAUCCUUUGGAAUGAAAGGCCCAAAAGUAGAAGGCCCUGAUGUAGAUAUUGAUCUCCCAAAGGCAGAUAUUGAUAUUAAAACUCCAGAUGUUGACUUAGACGCAGCAGAUGUAAAACUGAAAGGACCCAAAUUCAACAUGCCCAGCAUAUCUGGACCAAAGAUAUCCAUGCCAGAUGUUGAUUUCAACUUGAAAGGCCCAAAACUCAAGGGGGACAUGGAUGUUUCUGUUCCUAAGAUAAAAGGAGACAUGAAAACACCUGAAGUUGACAUUAAAGGUCCAGAAGUUGAUAUUGAAGGACCAAAGGGAGGAUUUAAAAUGCCUUCUAUGAACAUGCCAUCCUUCAAUCUAAAAGGUCCAAAAGUUGAUGUACCAGAUGUCGAUCUCAAUCUAAAAGGUCCUAGUGCGCCCCUCAUUAGCUAG